AUGUUCUACAGCCACGAGAUCCUUUGCAACAGCCAGUAUGGCGUCGCGACGAUCUGGCUCGCGGCAACGGUGGCCAAAGGCAACGCGGCCGGCAAAGGCGGCCUGCGUCCUUUGACCAGAAAGGCCGUGCAAGGAGUCAAUGUCCCGAAAGCGUGUGCCACCAUCAUCGAUCCUGGAGCACCCCUUGCGCUGCGCCUGCAGAGCAGUCUUCUGUUUGGCGUCUCGCGCGUCUUCGCCCAGCAAUGCACAUACGUCCUCGCCGAUGCUGAGAAGAUCCAGUCCGACAUGAUGACCUUCUUCCGCGUGCUCCAGACGAGCGAACUUGACCCGCACGCCGGCAAGACUAAGCGCCACAACAUUGUUCUGGAAGACGACCCUUCCUUUGACUUGUUCAACGCACUGCCCAACUUGGACUUUCUUCGCGGCAGCGUGGAUAAUCUCAUUGGAGUGCCGAGCCAGGGCUCCACGAACAAGUACUCGCAGAUGACUCCGCGCCGCCAGAGCCAGUCCAGCCUUUCGUCUCUGAGCAACCCAGCUCUGCUGCCGUUCGACCUCCCGUCCUCUUUGUGCGCGGGCAGUUUCCAUCUUCCCUCCGAGUUUGGACACCGAGACUCGCCUCUUGCAGGCAAAAGCCGUGAUCAAGACAACAUGCCGGAAUUCAUGCCUUUUGUGGACGACGAAUUGGAUCCCAUUCCAAAUGUCAGCCUUGAUUUUGACGGCGAUGGCAACCUCCUGGGUAUCUUUGAUCAGGAGCCCGAAUUACCUCCUCUUCCCGAUUUUCCUGGCGAUGAGUGGCAGCUGGAUCAAGGCAGAGCGGGUGUAACUGGCGAAGCCGAGGUGCAGCCGUUUCUCCCACUCGGAGCUGAACAGGAGUUCGGCAUGGGCGAGGCCGUACUUCCAAACGACGAAGUGUUCGUCCCACGUCAGGCAACCAAGGAACCACGCACCGAGUCUUACACCAAGACCUCUCAAACAACAGACACGGAGCAAGUGUCGGCUCACAACCAACGCAUUCGCCGCCGAAGGCCAGCCUCAAUGGUAGACGGGACCGCACACCUUCCUCGACAGGACCUGCGCAACUGGGAUGCCAACUACGCGGAGAACAUGGAACGCGAAACGAGUCGCAAGCGCCAGAAGAAAAUCACCCCGACCCAGGCCAGAAAGAAUGCCCUUGCACUGAUCUAUGGCAAUAGAAUUGCCAAUGUCGGUCUCGUCAAGGGCGUGCUCGGCAUCACUCACCCUCUAGCAGAGGAUUUCGCCGGCCGCACGCUCGAAGCUCGCCUUCACGGACUCAAUCCUGAAGACCUUGAGCCCGACGCGGUCCAGAAAAGAGGCCGACGACGCAAGUCACCCGAGGCUUUCGCCGAGGAGACUGCUGAGGAAGAGGGCCUACGCAGCGUCCGUCCUCGCAUCCAAGGAGACGCCGAGCUGGGCCGCGCCAACAUGCAUGAUGACGGCGACGCGGUGGUCUUUGGCGACGACGACACGGCCCCUGAGAUGGGCCUCGACCCGGCCGUGCCUAUGGAAGAGCGCCAUUCCUCGUCCAUCAUGCCGUGGAUUCGUUCGGCAUCGGCCGCUCGCGUUCAUGGAAGCACUCAGAAACCCGCGCCCGAUCCCAGUCCCCUGCAUGGCCGCGGCAGCGUCCUCAACUCCAUCGAGCGUCACAGCGAUCCAGCAAACCACCCCCUUGGCCCUGCCGCUUUCGAAUCCGCGGACUCGUCCAUCGACUUUGGCGGCGACAUUGGCGCCCUGGACUUCAACCGCGGGAACGACACCCAGGCGUCGCACACCGGAGGCCUCGACAUGGCGAGCCAGGAGUUCCUGAGUUACGCCACCGCGCAUGCCGUGGAAAAGGGCGUCGUUCGCGGCACGGACGACGACGGCGACGAGCGACGCUGGAUCUCGUUCCAAGACCUCGCGAGCCCGGACUCGCACAGCAAGGGCAUCGCCGCGCAGGCAUUCCUCCACGUGCUCUCCCUGGCGACCAAGGGCGUCGUGGCGGUACAGCAGGACGGCACGGAGGCGAAGCAGCCGUUUGGAACAAUUCACAUUGGCGUCACAGUCCAGCCAGCAAGAGAAGAGUCUUGCGACGAACUCGCCUAAGCAUCACUUGCUCUCAGUUUUUAUCUCCUUUUUCUUCUUCUUCUUCUUCUUCUUCUUCUUCUUCUUUUUUCUUUUACGCAACAGCAUCAUCGGGUCGGACUCAGACUUUAAAAUCGACUUGAAACGGGGUGCGGACAUAGUCGAGCGCGCACAGGGAACGCAUCAAGAGUAGUGACAUUUUACGGCGUUCAAGGUUAAAUCGGCCUUCUUUCAUCGAUCAUGGGAGUUAAAGGGAAACAAGCAUCACGGUAUAGCUAUCAUCAGACUUGGGGCCAUGUGUGCCAAACGGAACGAUAUUUUGCUGGGAGGAUUCUUAUUCAACGGGUUGCUAGUGGGUUCGGUUGAAACGUCUACCGGGGAAAGGCCCCAGGAUUUGAAGUUGACAAAAGACGACCGCCAGAGAAGAACAUCUGCGCUC
This is a messenger RNA of Purpureocillium takamizusanense, 2521 nucleotides long. It is a transcript of the gene rec8, whose product is annotated as R8 protein. Gene Ontology annotation, biological process: mitotic sister chromatid cohesion; synaptonemal complex assembly; replication-born double-strand break repair via sister chromatid exchange. Gene Ontology annotation, cellular component: cohesin complex; synaptonemal complex. NCBI's taxonomy places the organism in Eukaryota, Fungi, Ascomycota, Sordariomycetes, Hypocreales, Ophiocordycipitaceae. Gene Ontology annotation, molecular function: protein binding; chromatin binding. The record is from RefSeq and is a predicted model, not a curated record. The coding region runs from base 1 to 2103 and encodes 700 amino acids. The transcript has 4 exons.